GAAACCAAGAAGAUUGUGGCUCCUAUCAGCGACUCUCCCAAACCACCGCCACAGCGUGUAACUAUGACUUUUCCAGUGGUGAACUCUGCACGCUGUGUGGCUUUUAUAUCAACAGGAGGAAGCAAAGCACCCGUUUUGAAGGAAGUGUUGGAGGAUGGAGAAGCUUCACCGUUUCCAGCAGCACGAGUUGUCCCAACUAAGGGCGAGCUGUUCUGGCUUGUCGAUGAACCAGCAGCUGCCUCUUUAACUAUCCAGGUAGAGAGGCUAGGCUCAGGAGCCAAGCUGUAGAUCUGCCUGACUAAUAAAUGCAGGAACCUCAAUGAAGAGUCUGGAAAAUAGGGCAGGACAUUCCUCAAUCAGUGAAAUGUUUGU
Molecule: messenger RNA, 372 nt
Organism: Neolamprologus brichardi
Lineage: Eukaryota; Metazoa; Chordata; Actinopteri; Cichliformes; Cichlidae
Source: RefSeq, a predicted model, not a curated record